Arabis nemorensis is the source of this 972-nucleotide messenger RNA. The record is from the annotation of a GenBank genome assembly. Lineage: Eukaryota; Viridiplantae; Streptophyta; Magnoliopsida; Brassicales; Brassicaceae.
AUGUUGGAAAGCACUAACCUCAUCUCCUGCAACUUCCUUCGUCUUCCUCCUCUUAAACCCUCCAGACGAGCCCUGACCCUAAGAGAAUCAUCCCCAAACCUCGCUAUUGUACAAUCCAAAUUUCUCAAAUCCGAUCAAAUUCUCCAUCGCAAUAACAGGCGUUUCCCGAAAUGCGAGAAGAAGGGUUUCUUCCAUGUGUGCAAAAGCUCACUAAACAAGCCAGAUCCAGAGAAAACUACUGAAUUUUCUCAAGAUGAAGGAAGAGACUGGAGUAGCUCGGUAUUGCUUUUCGCGCUUUGGGGUGCGCUUCUCUACUAUUGCUUCAAUCUUGCUCCUGAUCAAACACCGACACAAGACUUGUACUUUUUGAAAAAGCUACUGAAUUUGAAAGGUGACGAUGGUUUUAGAAUGAACCAGAUCCUUGUUGGGUUGUGGUACAUCAUGGGUUUAUGGCCUUUGGUGUACGGUAUGCUCUUGCUUCCCACAGGUCGAAGUAAAACCCCGGCCUGGCCUUUCGUCGUGCUUUCGUUUUUUGGUGGUGUCUACGCUUUGCUGCCUUAUUUUGCUCUGUGGAAUCCUCCUUCUCCUCCUGUUUCAGAGUCUGAACUCAGACAAUGGCCUUUGAAUAUUCUGGAAUCAAAAGUAACUGCCGGGGCAACUCUUCUUGCAGGACUGGGCAUAAUUCUUUAUGCAGUAGUUGGUAAUGCCGGUGACUGGAAAGAGUUCUAUCAGUACUUUCGAGAGAGCAAAUUCAUUCAUGUCACGAGUCUUGAUUUCUGUUUACUGUCUGCAUUUGCUCCGUUUUGGGUUUACAAUGACAUGACCACCCGAAAAUGGUUUGAUAAAGGCCGUUGGCUUUUACCGGUAUCAGUGGUGCCAUUCUUGGGACCUUCUUUGUAUCUUCUCCUACGACCUGCAUUGUCAGAGACAGCAGCUCCCGCAGAUCCUGUGUCAUCUGACCCAAGUCAAUAG